ACUACCGUCCUUUUCAUUAAGUUUGGUACGUUUAUGUAGUUAGCAGGAAAUAGCUUAAGAAUGAGUAAUGAAAUAUUAAGUCGUUUGAAAAGUGGCGGCUGCUUUUCCGACCUUAAUUCAGAAAUGCUUUCUGCAAUAGCUUCAAAAGUUACACAAGUAAACUUAAAAUCAGAAGAAUUCUUAUUUAAACAAGGAGAUCAAACAGGUUCCCUAUACAUCGUGGGAGAGGGGGUCUUAACUGUGACGGUUUCGAGUAAAGUUCAGCAAGAUGUUAAAGUUAAUGAACUUGGAGUUAAUGAUUUUGCAGGACUAGGAUCUUUUUUUGAAGAAACUGAGCAUUCUGCUUCUGUGCUUGCAAAAACUGAUGCCUUAAUUUACAAACUAACAAAUAGCGAUUUUCAAAGUCUUAUUACGCAGCAUCCUUCCAUUGCUUAUAGUAUGCUUCGAUACUUUAGUAAGACUGUUAAGAAAUUACGUGCCGGCCUCGUUCAGCAUUCCACAAAGCCUUCACAGAAGAGUUCUUCAACCCUCAAAGUUGCUGUAUUUGAUACCAAAAACUACGAUAUUGAGAGCUUUCAAAGAAUAAAUAGUGAGGGAAAGUACAAUUAUGAAUUCAACUUUCUGGAGACCCGUCUUAGCAUCGACACAGCUAACUUAGCACAAGGCUGCGAGGCCGUAUGCGUUUUUGUAAACGAUGAUGUGGGAGAAGAAGUAGUUAAAAUUUUAGCCAGAAUGGGAGUCAAACUGAUUGCUUUAAGAUGCGCUGGCUUUAACAACGUUGCCCUUGGUAUGGCUGCUGGCUUUGGAAUUAGUGUGGUGCGAGUUCCCGCUUACUCUCCGUAUGCCGUUGCUGAGUUUGCCACUGCUCUGCUCCUGACGUUGAAUAGAAAGAUUCAUAGAGCCUACAACCGUGUCCGUGACGGCGACUUUUCACUUUCUGGGCUUGUUGGUAACGAUUUACACGGGAAGACAGUGGGUGUUAUUGGUACCGGGAAGAUCGGUCAAGUGUUCGUUGACAUCAUGCUUGGUUUUGGCUGCAGAGUGUUAUGUUACGAUGUUUACCGAUCGCCGGAAAUCGAACGAAAGGCGGAUGUGAAGUACACUUCGCUGGAUCAGCUCUACGCGGCUUCCGAUGUUAUCUCGUUGCACGUGCCUCUUUUAGAUUCUACACGUUAUAUAAUCAACAAAGAAUCAAUUAGUAAGAUGAAAAAAGGUGUUAUCAUUAUUAACACUUCGCGGGGCGGAUUAGUUAAAACUACGGAUCUUAUAGAAGCUUUAAAGUCUGGGCAAGUGAAAGGGGCUGGAUUGGACGUUUACGAGAAUGAAAGUGGCUAUUUCUUUGAAAAUAGAGGGGAAGAGACGAUCACUGACGACAUUCUCUCGUUGCUUUUGUCCUUAAACAACGUCAUCUUGACAUCGCACCAAGCUUUUCUGACUAAAGAGGCGAUUAGUAACAUCUCUUCAGUCACACUCGAGAGUUUAAAGGAAUUUGCUUCGGGGAAAACGUUGAAAAAUUUAACUUACUACGUCGGCCCUCAAGGAAAUUAA
Zophobas morio is the source of this 1548-nucleotide messenger RNA. Its product is annotated as 2-hydroxyacid dehydrogenase homolog. Gene Ontology annotation, molecular function: oxidoreductase activity, acting on the CH-OH group of donors, NAD or NADP as acceptor; NAD binding. The transcript has 9 exons. Bases 61 to 1548 code for a protein of 495 amino acids. The record is from RefSeq and is a predicted model, not a curated record. Lineage: Eukaryota; Metazoa; Arthropoda; Insecta; Coleoptera; Tenebrionidae.